Messenger RNA from Suillus discolor, 1391 nucleotides. RefSeq lists its product as uncharacterized. Bases 257 to 1348 code for a protein of 363 amino acids. The record is from RefSeq and is a predicted model, not a curated record. Gene Ontology annotation, biological process: carbohydrate metabolic process. NCBI's taxonomy places the organism in Eukaryota, Fungi, Basidiomycota, Agaricomycetes, Boletales, Suillaceae. The transcript is spliced from 7 exons.
CUUGGAGAAAGCAUGCACAGCGGUUCGUGUCAAUCACUUACUGUAUCGUUCCUUUCCUUGCUUGAUCGCUGACACUGACAAUUAACGCGUUUUUAUCAACGUUGCCUACCAUGGAAUCAGACCAGUCAUUUGUCCGAACUCCGACGCUGACGGUACUAGGACUGGACCUGAACUUGAUGUUAUUUAAAGCCAGUCCAGUGGUUUAACGUUGCAUCACGGAUCCCUCGGGUGAACACUUGCUGUCACUCAACUCCACAUGGUGUUAUUUUUUGUGGCAGGCCUCUUACAGAACCUUGCAAGUGCGCAGAUAUCCGUGAUCAGCGAGCGACUGGCCCAGGGUGCAGUGCAUAGAUGGGAGUAUGGAGCACGCGCCGAGGCCCUCCUGGAGCUGAAUGCGCCGACAUACUCUGUCGUGUCUUUCAACGUCGUUCUGCCUCCCCACAGUAUCCCAUCCAAUAUAACAAGUGCGCUUGGCGAAGUGUUCACGAUCGCGCAUAAUAUCGUCGUCGCCCGAAGCUUGUCCAAUAUCACUGGCCCCCAGCCCCUGAUUGCUGAUACGAGUGCAGGAGAUCCAGCAAGUAUUGGAGUUUCCGUGUUACUUGCUAACUGGACGGGACAGGGGGCGCUAGAUGGACUAGACUAUGCAGGGGCGGCACAGGACCAACUCCACUACCUAUUCCAAAACGUAUCCAAGACCAAAGAUGGUGCUUUUUCUCGCAGAGUGGACCAAUUGCAACUUUGGAGUGAUUGUGUGUACAUGGUUCCUCCGUUUUUGGCGUAUUAUGGUGUCCUGACGCAAAAUCAGACCAUUCUGGGUGAGGCAUACACACAGAUCCGCUUGUACCGAAAGUAUCUUCGAGACACGGCAGCCAGUAAUUUAUGGAAGCAUAUACAACUUGGUAAUGCAUGGGCGACGGCAGGCAUGAUACGGAGUCAACAGAACGACCUUGCACAUUGGGUGCAUGAGAUUCACGGAGCGAUGUAUUCCCACAUUAACUCCAACGGAUUGUUCUACAAUUACGCUGAUAAUAACACCACGUUCUAUGAUGCCUCAUCGACUGUUACAUCAUCCACCGCACUUGCCGGAACGGGCACAACCGUAUCUGGCCUGCUCCACUUUACGCCGGAAGGAUGGCUUACACCUGUAGUGAAUCCAUACUCUUAUGGCGUGCAAGGCUCCGACAGCCCAGAGGCACAAGCGUUCAUCCUUGAGCUGCAGGCUGCAUGGCGUGACUGGGUAGCAGACGGGGCGCAUGGUACAAAUAGCGCCCGUGAAGCUCGGCCUCAUGUCUUGAUGAUAGGAGUUAUACUGCCAGUCUUGCACUGGUUAAUGAUCGUCAUCACCUAGUUAAGGUUUCGUUUAGACCAUCUAUUGCCCGUUUAUCGACACU